Drosophila santomea is the source of this 692-nucleotide messenger RNA. Its product is annotated as putative gustatory receptor 98d. Bases 43 to 636 code for a protein of 197 amino acids. The transcript has 2 exons. Gene Ontology annotation, biological process: sensory perception of taste. The record is from RefSeq and is a predicted model, not a curated record. NCBI's taxonomy places the organism in Eukaryota, Metazoa, Arthropoda, Insecta, Diptera, Drosophilidae. Gene Ontology annotation, cellular component: membrane.
CUAAUAUUGGGCUAUGGCUGCUUUUUAAUUGCCAUAACACUGAUGGUCAUCUAUGAGUGCUAUGCGAACAUCGUGGCCCUGUACAAGGAUUUACAUCAGUUUCACGCCGAGGACUUUAGCAAAGUUAUGGGAAAUACGCAAAAGGUCCUGGUGGUUGCCAUAUUCGUUUGGAAUCAACUGAACAUUCUGCUGAACUUUCGGCGCCUGGCAAGGAUUUAUGAUGAUAUUGCGGAUCUGGAGAUAGAGCUAAAUAAUGCCUCUAGGGGUCUCAGUGGUCAACACCACUGGUGGAGCUUUCGUUUCCGGUUGGCCAUUUCCGUGGGAUUGUGGAUAGUGUUGCUGGUGGGUCUUACGCCACGAUUUACCCUCGUGGCACUCGGACCCUUCCUCCACUGGACAAAUAAAGUGCUCACCGAAAUCGUUCUGAUAAUCAUACAACUUAAGUGUACAGAGUAUUGUGUGUUUGUGCUGCUGAUUUAUGAACUGAUUCUCCGUGGGCGCCACAUCCUCCAGCAGAUCGGUGUGGAGCUCGAGGGUAACCACUCGAGCGACAGUGUUCAGGAGCUAUGUGUGGCCCUAAAACGCAAUCAGUUGCUGGCUGGACGCAUUUGGGGAAUGGUGAACGAGUGCGAUUAGGGACUUCCCUCUUGCUGUCGAUCAAUAUAUUUCUAUCCUGCUUAUAUAGCGAGUUC